UCUGCUCAACUACAUAUGUACAUGCUGUUAUAUAUGUUAUUGACAUCAGCCUCACUGGUUGGACUUCAAUUUUUCAGCUAAGAGGCUCCUAUCUAGUUUUGGGAGAUCCUGCACAAGGUACAUCAACAGCCAUGUUGCCUUGAAAGAAGAGGAGGAGAAUUGGAUAGUACUAGUCUAGCUUGAAUUAUUAACUGCAUGGUAAUCAUGGCAGAGACUAAUGGUUUCGAUGGCGAUCAUCAACCGACGCAAGAGGAGGAUGCCGCGACAUCAACAAGCCCUGCACUUGAAAUAGAGGCGGUGGCGCCGACAGCAGCAGCAACGACAAGUUCCUCCCCAAACGGGGGUCAACAACUCGACCCGGAACAGCAGGCGAGCGAAAAAGAGGAGACAGGUACCAAAACCGUUCCGUUCUACAAGCUCUUCUCGUUUGCAGACUCCGUGGAUGUCGGCUUGAUGAUUGUUGGUACCAUCGGUGCUGUUGGAAAUGGGUUAUGCAUGCCUUUCAUGACUGUACUCUUCGGCGAACUAAUCAAUUCUUUUGGACAAAACCAGAACAACAAAGACGUGAUUCACGUAGUUUCUAAGGUAUCAUUGAAAUUUGUCUAUUUGGCUUUGAUAGCAGGGGUGGUAGCAUUCCUCCAGGUGUCUUGCUGGAUGGUAACGGGAGAGCGACAAGCAGCAAGAAUAAGGAGUCUUUACUUGAAAGCAAUAAUGAGACAAGAUAUAGCUUUCUUUGACAAAGAAAUGAAUACAGGAGAGGUUGUGAGUCGGAUGUCGGGUGACACUGUUCUAAUUCAAGAUGCUAUGGGCGAGAAGGUUGGGAAAUUUAUACAGCUGGUCUCUACGUUUUUGGGUGGCUUUGUGGUAGCAUUCAUCAGGGGGUGGCUUCUUACGCUUGUCUUGUUAUCUUGUAUUCCUAUACUUGUACUAACUGGUGGAACCACUUCCAUCGCCGUAUCCAAAGUGUCAUCCGCCGGCCAAAACGCUUAUGCUAAAGCAGCCAUUGUGGUUGAACAGACUAUUGGCUCAAUUAGAACAGUUGCGUCAUUUAGCGGGGAGAAGCAUGCCAUAACUAAAUAUGACAAAUCUCUCCUGGAUGCUUACAAGUCAGGUAUUCAAGAAGGCUUAACUUCUGGAUUGGGUGUUGGAGUAGUCUUUUGCGUUGCACUUUGCACUUAUUCUUUGGCUCUAUGGUUUGGUGCAAAGAUGAUAUUAAAUAACAGAUACACCGGAGGCGAAGUGAUUAAUGUAAUUGUUGCUGUGCUAACUGGUUCCAUGUCUCUUGGGCAGGCAUCUCCCUGCAUGACUGCAUUUUCUGCGGGUCAAGCUGCAGCCUUCAAGAUGUUUGAGACAAUAAAUAGGAAGCCCGAGAUAGACAUAUAUGACAACGAAGGCAAAAAAUUACAUGAUAUUUGUGGCGAUAUAGAGUUGAGAGAUGUUUAUUUCAGUUAUCCUGCCCGUCCAGAUGAGCAAAUAUUCAACGGGUUCUCACUUUCCAUCCCAAGUGGCAUGACAGUAGCUAUGGUCGGACAGAGUGGUAGCGGAAAGUCAACCGUUAUCAGCCUGAUACAGAGAUUUUAUGAUCCACAAUCUGGUCAAGUCCUCAUAGAUGGCAUUAAUAUCAAAGAUUUCCAACUGAAGUGGGUUAGGGAGAAAAUAGGUCUUGUUAGCCAAGAGCCUGUGUUGUUUUCGUGCAGCAUCAAGGACAAUAUUGCAUAUGGGAAGGAUGGGGCAACCCUAGAAGAAAUUAAAGCAGCAACUGAGGUAGCUAAUGCUGCUAAAUUCAUUGCUGUCCUACCUCAGGGGUUGGACACCAUGGUUGGUGAGCAUGGAAUCCAGCUGUCCGGUGGACAAAAGCAGAGAGUUGCCAUAGCCAGGGCAAUCCUGAAAGACCCACGCAUUCUGCUCUUAGAUGAAGCAACAAGUGCGCUCGAUGCAGAGUCAGAGAGGGUUGUUCAAGAGGCAUUGGACAAGAUAAUGGUCAGUAGAACAACGGUUAUUGUUGCUCAUCGCUUGAGCACCGUAAGGAAUGCUGACAUGAUUGCAGUGAUUCACCAAGGAAAAAUCGUUGAAAAAGGCUCACACUCAAAACUACUUGAGGACCCAGAAGGAGCAUACUCUCAGCUUAUUAGGCUGCAAAAAGUGAACAAAGAUUCUGAACAAGUUGCAAUGGACCCAGAGAAAUCAGAUUCUAUUAUUGAAUCCGGAAGACAGCCAAGUCAACGAAUUUCAUCCCUUCGAUCCACAAGUCGGGGAUCUUCUGAACUAGGAAAUAGCAGCCGCCACCUUAGAGUUUCAUUUGGUCUACCUAUUGGACUUGAUGUUUCUGACACUCCGUUGCCAAAAGUAGGAGCCAGCUACAACCAAUCAUUAGGAAAUCCUCCAAAAGUCUCACUGCUCCGACUUGCUCAUCUCAACAAGCCGGAGGUUCCAGUGUUGAUAGCCGGAGCUUUUGCUGCAAUCAUUAACGGUUCAAUACUUCCCACCUUUGGUCUAUUGCUAUCAGAGGCUAUUUACACAUUUUUCAAGCCACCCCAUCAACUAAAGAAAGAUUCAAAAUUUUGGGCCAUAAUGUUUGCACUCCUUGGAGUAGCAUCGUUAUUUGCAUAUCCAGCACGGACAUACUUGUUUUCUGUGGCUGGUUGUAAGCUGACGAAAAGGGUGCGAUCAAAGUGUUUCGAAAAAGUGGUUCAGAUGGAGGUCAGCUGGUUUGAUGAGCCCGAUAACUUGAGUGGAGCAAUUGGAGCUAGGCUAUCUGCAGAUGCAGCGACUAUUCGGGCUUUAGUGGGAGAUGCACUUGGUCAGCUUGUUCAAAUCUCUGCUUCAGCAAUUGCAGGAUUGCUCAUUGCUUUCACAGCAUGUUGGCAGCUAGCAUUUAUUGUCCUUUCUUUGUUACCUCUCAUGGGAUUGAAUGGUUAUCUUCAAUUAAAGUUCAUGCAAGGAUUCAGUGCAGAUGCAAAGUUGAUGUACGAGGAGGCAAGCCAAGUUGCAAAUGAUGCCGUUGGAAGCAUAAGAACAAUCGCUUCUUUCUGCGCUGAAGAAAAAGUGCUGGAAUUAUACAAGAGCAAGUGCGAUGGCCCUAUGAAAACCGGCAUAAGGCAAGGCGUUAUAAGCGGGAUAGGUUUUGGGGUAUCUUUCGCCUUGCUAUUUUUGUUCUACGCCUGUUGUUUCUACGUUGGAGCAAAGCUAGUUGACGAUGGGAAAGCAAAAUUUAACGGCGUAUUUCGUGUUUUCUUUGCUCUAAGCAUGGCAGCCUUGGCAAUCUCUGAAUCAAGUGGCUUAGCUUCUGAUACUACGAAAUCUAAGGCUGCUGCUGCUUCCAUAUUUGCCAUUCUUGACAGGAAGUCAGAGAUAGACCCCAGCGACGAGUCCGGGAUGACUCUAGAGAGUGUGAAGGGAGAGAUUGAGCUCCACCAUAUAAGCUUCAAGUACCCAACCAGGCCAGAUUUUCACAUUUUCCGGGACCUCAAUUUGAACAUUCAAUCCGGCAAGACGGUAGCUCUGGUCGGAGAAAGUGGAAGCGGGAAAUCAACGGUGAUAGCAUUGCUGCAAAGAUUUUACGAUCCUGAGUCAGGCAAUAUCACGCUUGAUGGGAUUGAAAUUCAGAGGCUCCAGUUGAAGUGGUUGAGACAGCAAAUGGGUCUGGUUAGCCAAGAGCCAUUCCUGUUUAAUGAAACAAUACGUGCUAACAUUGCAUAUGGAAAAGAAGGAAACGCAACUGAGGCAGAAAUUCUAGCUGCAUCAGAGCUGGCAAAUGCCCACAGCUUCAUUAGCGGAUUACAACAUGGGUACGACACCAUAGUAGGAGAGCGAGGAGUGCAGUUGUCAGGGGGACAGAAGCAACGGGUGGCCAUAGCGCGUGCCAUGGUCAGAAGUCCGAAAAUACUGCUACUAGACGAGGCUACGAGUGCGCUGGAUGCCGAGUCGGAGAGAGUGGUUCAAGAUGCGCUAGACGGAGUGAUGGUGAACCGAACCACAGUGGUGGUGGCACAUAGAUUAUCCACAAUCAAGAAUGCGGAUGUGAUCGCGGUGGUCAAGAACGGUGUGAUAGUGGAGAAGGGAAGGCACGACACUCUUAUUACCAUUAAAGAUGGUUUCUACGCUUCCUUGGUCGCACUUCAUGCGAGCAAUUCAUCAUCCUAAAGCCUCAUCUUCCCCCCCCCCCCAACCAAAAAAAAAAAAAAAAAUUGGAUUUUUGUUUUUGCUUUUACUUCUUUUUUUCCUAUUAAAUUUCUUGUUUCUUUUUUAUUUGUAAGAUGUCAGAAUGUACAGCUCCAUCGUGUUUCCUCUCUAAUUGAUGGGGUGAUUUUUUUUUUUUUUUUGUUAAACCUAAUCUAGAAAGACAAUGAAAAUAUAAUUAGGAAUAUUUGGAUUACAAUUUCAUAAUUUAAAGGACAAACAAGAAGAGAGUAUGAAAAUAAA
Molecule: messenger RNA, 4422 nt
Organism: Rhododendron vialii
Lineage: Eukaryota; Viridiplantae; Streptophyta; Magnoliopsida; Ericales; Ericaceae
Product: ABC transporter B family member 4-like
Exons: 12
Coding region: 196-4143 (1315 amino acids)
Biological process (GO): transmembrane transport
Cellular component (GO): membrane
Molecular function (GO): ABC-type transporter activity; ATP hydrolysis activity; ATP binding
Source: RefSeq, a predicted model, not a curated record